Molecule: messenger RNA, 2444 nt
Organism: Thamnophis elegans (Western terrestrial garter snake)
Lineage: Eukaryota; Metazoa; Chordata; Lepidosauria; Squamata; Natricidae
Gene: TNPO3
Product: transportin 3
Exons: 16
Coding region: 326-2209 (627 amino acids)
Biological process (GO): protein import into nucleus
Cellular component (GO): cytoplasm; nuclear membrane
Source: RefSeq, a predicted model, not a curated record
CACCGGAAGUCCCUCCGCCGCGGCCGUCCCUUUCGGGCCUGGAACCGGGGAAACCAGCUUUCGCCAGGCGGGAGGCCGCGUUGGGAAGCCCGGCGUCCGACUCCGGCGCCUCGGCUAGGUUGAGAGGCCUAACCGGCGAGGGCGGAACUCGCGGGCGCGGGGCGUGGUUUCCGGAGGGAGCGCCUUCCGGGUGGCUCCGGCGCGCUUCCGCCUCCUCCCGCAGCGGCGGCUCGCUUCCUUCCCGGUAACGGACUCGGCGGAGGCCCCGCCCGCGAUGGCCGUGGAGGCUUGAGGGCCGGUGGCCGGAGGAGGAGGAGGCGGCGGGAUGGAUCCUGUCGGGCCCGGCGGGGGCGCCGGCGGGAAGCCGAACCUGCAGAUGGUCUACCAGGCCGUGCAGGCGCUCUACCACGACCCGGACCCCAGCGGGAAGGAGCGCGCCAGCCUCUGGCUCGGGGAGCUCCAGCGCUCGGUCCAUGCCUGGGAGAUCUCCGACCACUUGCUACAGAUCCAUCAGGACGUGGAGUCCUGCUACUUCGCAGCCCAAACCAUGAAGAUGAAAAUCCAGACCUCGUUCUAUGAGCUCCCCACCGAUUCCCACGUCUCCCUCCGCGACUCCCUGCUUUCCCACAUCCAGAACUUGAAGGACAUGUCCCCCGUCAUCGUCACCCAGCUGGCGUUAGCCAUAGCAGACCUGGCCUUGCAAAUGGCUUCCUGGAAAGGCUGCGUGCACACCUUGGUUGAAAAGUACAAUAACGACGUGACCUCCCUGCCUUUCCUGCUGGAGAUCCUGACGGUGCUCCCCGAGGAGGUUCACAGCCGGUCCUUGCGGAUCGGCGCCAACCGACGCACCGAGAUCAUCGAAGACUUGGCCUUCUACUCCAGCACGGUGGUCUCCCUCCUGAUGACCUGCGUGGAGAAAGCCGGGAGCGACGAGAAGAUGCUCAUCAAGAUCUUCCGUUGCCUGGGAAGCUGGUUCAACCUGGGUGUUCUGGACAGCACCUUCAUGGCCAACAGCAAGUUGCUCUCCCUGCUUUUUGAGGUUCUGCAACAGGACAAGACGUCGUCCAACCUGCACGAAGCGGCGUCCGACUGCAUCUGUUCCGCCCUCUACGCCAUCGAGAACGUGGAGACCAACCUGGCCCUCGCCCUGCAGCUCUUCCAGGGCGUCCUGACACUGGAGACGGCGUACCACAUGGCCGUAGCCCGCGAGGACUUGGACAAGGUCCUCAAUUACUGUCGGAUCUUCACCGAACUCUGCGAGACCUUCCUGGACAAAAUCGUUUGCACCCCGGGCCAAGGUUUGGGGGACCUGCGCACCAUAGAGCUGCUCCUGAUCUGCGCGGGGCACCCCCAGUACGAGGUGGUGGAGAUAUCCUUCAACUUCUGGUACCGGCUAGGAGAGCACCUGUACAAGACAGAUGACGCCAUCAUCCAUAGCAUCUUCAAGGCCUACAUUCAGCGGCUUCUUCACGCCCUGGCCCGCCACUGCCAGCUGGACCCUGACCACGAAGGGAUCCCCGAGGAAACGGAUGAUUUUGGGGAGUUCCGGAUGCGAGUCUCGGAUCUCGUCAAGGAUUUGAUCUUCCUGGUUGGCUCCGUGGAGUGUUUUGCUCAGCUUUAUGCCACUUUGAAAGAAGGCAACCCGCCUUGGGAGGUGACGGAAGCCGUCCUGUUCAUCAUGGCCUCAAUAGCCAAGAGCGUUGACCAAGAGAACAAUCCCACUCUGGUGGAAGUACUGGACGGAGUGGUGCGCCUCCCCGAAGCUGUGCACACAGCAGUGCGCUACACCAGCAUCGAGCUGGUGGGGGAGAUGAGCGAAGUGGUGGACAGGAACCCCCAUUUCCUGGAUCCGGUCCUGGGCUACCUGAUGAAGGGCUUGUGUGAGAAAGCCCUCGCCUCCAUCGCCGCCAAAGCCAUCCACAACAUUUGCUCGGUGUGCCGGGACCACAUGGCUCAGCACUUCACUGGCCUGCUGGAAAUCGCCCGUUCCCUGGACUCCUUCAUGUUCUCGCCUGAAGCAGCUGUCGGACUCUUGAAAGGGACGGCGUUGGUGCUCGCCCGGCUACCACUGGAGAAGAUCUCGCCAUGCCUCAGUGAACUCUGUGCCGUUCAGGUGAUGGCCCUGAAAAAGUGUAGUCAAGGCACCAGUGCUGAGGAGUGCAAACAAGUUUGCUGGGCUUUGAGGGACUUUACCAGGCUCUUCCGGUAGCUGAGGCCUCUUUCGCUCUGCCUGUCCCAGGAAUGUCUUAUUUUCAGAAGAGGAAAUAAAACAGCCAAGAUGGUGAAACCACAACUAGCAAACUUCACUGCGGCCGAAGGCUCCGACUCGCUCCGGUGUGUCCCGCCAAUCCAGAAGAGACGAUUUUGCUCCGAGAACCAAGUCGGUGAAGUUCCUGCUUGUGAGUGAGAAAAGAGAGAAAGGCAGAAAACAAAACAAAAGAAAA